Molecule: messenger RNA, 789 nt
Organism: Trypanosoma grayi
Lineage: Eukaryota; Euglenozoa; Kinetoplastea; Trypanosomatida; Trypanosomatidae
Product: GINS complex subunit 4
Exons: 1
Coding region: 1-789 (262 amino acids)
Biological process (GO): double-strand break repair via break-induced replication; DNA-templated DNA replication
Cellular component (GO): GINS complex
Source: RefSeq, a predicted model, not a curated record
AUGUUUUUUGAGGACCACCUGGACGAGGCUCUCAGCAGGGGGAGCAGCACUGACAGCGGGGUGGACAAUGAUGCCAGCAAGAAUAACGGCAAUGAGGCGUUGUUGCUCCCUUCCUCCAGCGGCUUUGGUAGCCUUCUCAAGUCGCUCAUUCAGGCGACAGAGAAUGAGCGUUGCGCACCUGAUAUUUUGCCGUACCCUGAGGCCGUUGUAGACGGUGUGGCGGCGCAGAUUGCCGCACAGAAUGAACAGAUCAAACGCUUGAGUGAAGAGGAAAAACAAAAGGUAGCAGAAGGGGAAUCUGGUGCCUCUCUUCUCCCAUUCAAACAAUCCGACAUCAUGGCCCUGGAGGUGCAGCGCGCCCAGUUCUUUCUGUGCGAACUGCUGCGGUGCCGCCUGCGCAAGAUUGAGGCACUUUCACAGUCGAUCUUUUAUGAGGGUCAGUCGAGUGUGGAUGCACCGACGCAGUUGCGUGGGAUGCUGUCACACAAUGAGGUUAUUGUUGCUGACCGACUCGCGGAAGCGGCAGGCAAGUGUGUGAUGCAAGCGGGGCUUCAGUCUGCUCCGGCGGAACUGCAGCACCUCUUCCCGUCCUCCCCGUAUGGAGAGGGGAUGGAAAUCCUCCCAUUGCCGGACUUGGACCGCUACGUUUUUUGUGUUGUACUGGAGGAUUUGGGUGUAGUGCGCUUGGGAGAGGAUGCAGUGCAGACUGUGCACGCUGGCGAGAUCUUCCUUGUCCCUUACCGUUCCUUUCGACCGUAUAUUGUGGAGGGGCGGGCGCGUCUAGUCUGA